Molecule: messenger RNA, 2071 nt
Organism: Pseudo-nitzschia multistriata
Lineage: Eukaryota; Bacillariophyta; Bacillariophyceae; Bacillariales; Bacillariaceae
Source: the annotation of a GenBank genome assembly
CAGACUUUGCAAUGCCAUCCAAUUCCUGAUUUCGUCACUGCGGAGUCCUUAUCUAUGCAUUCCCCAUUUUCGACCAUAGACUUUGUUGUUGCCACUGCCUCAGGAUUUACGAUCUCUACUGAUCCUAUUUUGGCGUCCAAGAUGCUGACCUUACUAGUUCGUGCCUUUAGAAAAGCUCGUUCCGAUAGUUGCGGACCAGCCGCCCCAGCAGCAGCGGGAACGAAUUCUUCUUGUACAUUUCCAUCUCUUUCUACCUGUUUGCUCGUAGAGUCGAAAACUUUGCGUUUCUCCUUGCUAUUUGCAUCUGUGUUCUUGGCUCUGUCUUUUGCUCGCUUCUCGUACGCCUCCACAUCCCAUGUUCGGCGCGAAACAUUGGCAACUUGCUUAUAGUUCAAGUUCGUGGACAUGACAGCUAAAUCUUGUUGUUCACCAGUCAGCACUCAGUCUGUUCGACAAGAAUGUGUACCGGUAGGACCCUUUUUCACCUGGAACUUUACUUGGAAGCUCCGAUACCGUACCGACACGCAUUGUAUGUACUGUAUGGAACCUCUUGUCCUUUACGAAGUAGUAAUUUGUAGGAUCUAUGUCCUGCCUGCAAUGUACGUGCAUAACUAGUACGUACACAAGUUCAGACAAAAAAACUUUUUGAACAUUUUUCCCCAAAAGGGGGGAACCGGGACGGAGUUACGAAGAAGGAAAAAUUUUGCACGGGUCUGAACCUUUUUGAGACAACAUCGCACCGUGCUCUUCAUUCGUCAAGGCAUUGAGAAAAGCAUUGUCAGUCGUCAGUCGGUAAUAGAAGAAAGCGGUAAUUUGCGAGUGAACAACAUUAUCUACAAAGGCAUCCCAAGCAAUCUUGAAAGAGGAUCGCAUUUCGGUCUUAAGUGUUUUUCGCUGAGUUAGAUUGCAGAUCGCAAUGGCAGAUGAUCGGAAAAGGACGAUGCCAGUACCAACGGCUACCACUACUGCCAGUAGUAGCCGUGUCGGUCGUCUGUCUUCAUUGACGUUGACUUCGUCGAAAUUCGAACCCGUACCGAUUGUUUUGGAGAUAUCAUCGACUGUACUACGGGUUGGAUUUGCUGGCGAAAAGUCGAGACCGCAACAUAUAAUUGUCCUUGAAGGGCCGAUUUUCGACUGCGACUAUUGCAGUGGGGACGAAGCUCGAUCGAUCGAACGGAAGAACAGAACGAAAACAGAAUCCGAAUGGUAUUUAGUUUUGUCUCCCUUAAUCGCACAAGUAUAUGACCGUCUUAUGUGCAAGCCAUCCACACGACGCGUAGUCUGUAUGUACAGCAACCAGCGCUAUACGCCUCUAGCGUUUCGAAAAGCACUAUGCCAACAUUUAUGGAAUCGAGGAGUCCCUGCACUGGUGGAAAUAGACCCCCUUGAGGUCCUACCCAUCGUCCAAGGUUGGACACGGGGUUUAGCUGUAAACAUUACACGAGAAGAAGCAUAUUGUAUCUGUCAUGCCGAUGGAUAUGUACUUCCUUAUACAUAUCAGAUGGUUCCACCCGGUGGAUACAAAAACUGGCUACAAUCCGAAAAACGAAACGAAAUCAACGAGGAAUCAAUGGCAUCUUUGGUUUCCGCAGUUUUAUCAUGUUUGCAGAAAUGUCCUCGUGAUCUAAGAAUGAGUGUCGUAUCGAAUGUAGUCUUUUGCGGAGACGGCGUUCUUGUCCUGCCAGAUUUGCCUCGAAAGGUUAUGAAGAAAGUCCGAGAUAUCCUGCAAUGUAACGACAACGACGAAGAAAGAUCCCUUGGGAAGUUUCCCAGUGAAGAUUACGGGUGUGUUCCGUUGGAUUUGGCGAAUCUCAGAUCCUUGGCCUCGAGUGUCGCGCUAACUUCGUGCGCGCCUUAUCGAGCCGAUUGGAUUUGUUGGGUAGGAGCUUCAUUGUGGGCUGCUGUUUGGAAUAAGUAUAAUGACGAAGAGACACCUAUUCCAUGGAUGUUCAAUAGCGAAUGACUUCACUUAUUGUUGAAUGGAAUUACCACUCAUUCUUUCCUUCGUAACGUUCAUGAGGGUCGUCUCCAUACAUUGUUAGAAAUAACACAUUAAAGUUAGAGUCUCACU